Messenger RNA from Aphis gossypii (cotton aphid), 1491 nucleotides. Its product is annotated as serine/threonine-protein phosphatase PGAM5, mitochondrial-like. The transcript is spliced from 5 exons. The coding region runs from base 455 to 1312 and encodes 285 amino acids. The record is from RefSeq and is a predicted model, not a curated record. Gene Ontology annotation, cellular component: mitochondrion. Gene Ontology annotation, biological process: positive regulation of mitochondrial fission. NCBI's taxonomy places the organism in Eukaryota, Metazoa, Arthropoda, Insecta, Hemiptera, Aphididae.
GACUGUAUAGUGUAUACUAUACCUGUAUGUAGUACCUAUAAAGCCUACAGAACAAUAUGUAAGAUCCGUGGUCGAGACAUUUGACGUUUGCCGUUUGGAUUGUCGACCAAACCACAUGCUUUUAACGUUCAUUAUCGUGUCCGUGUUUGGUGUUUGCUGUUCACGAAAUACCGAUUACUUUUUAACGUUUACUACUCGAUAACCGAAUCAUCGAACAUUAUUUGAGUGUUUAACAUUCGCUAGAUAGAUGAGUAUUAUGUGCGCUUAACUAUAAUGAUUUGUUACACUAUCUACCUAUGACCGUCUGUAAUUUAUGAGCAUCGUUUCUCGUCGUGUUUAUGUUAUCGUGCAACAGGUCCUUCUUAUUGAGACGACCUAUUUUAGAGUACCUACAUCAUACAUAUGCUUAUGGUGAUACGUUUUGUUGUACAUAAUAAUCGUCGCUAAUCACAAUAUGUCGAAAUACCUCAACAAACGUUUCCUACGCGAGUUAGCUUUGUCUACUAGUGUUGGUGUCGUCAGCGGUUUUGGAAUAUUCAUUUUUCAAGAAUAUAACAAGACCAAUGCCCCAGUAAAUAAUGUUCUAGAAAAGAGUUAUAAUAAAAUAUUCGAGGACAAUUGGGAUUCUAACUGGGAUAAGCGACAACUUAAAAGUUUAGUAAAACCAGUUUACUCAAAAAAAAGAGAGCUUCAAGAUAAGUAUGAUAAGCAAAUUAAAAGCCAAAAAUCCUGUGCAACAAGACACAUUUUCCUUAUUAGACAUGGCCAGUAUAAUCUAUCUGGUGAGACUGAUGGAGAUAGAAAGUUGACUGAAUUAGGGAGAAAACAAGCAUUUUUUACUGGCGAGCGCUUAAGUAUAUUGAAUUAUCCAUGGACAAAAAUUACACAAUCAACAAUGACUCGUGCAAUGGAAACUUGUUCAAUAAUCCAAAAACAAUUGCCUGAAAAUAUUCCUAUAACAACAUCUGAUUUAUUAACUGGAUCCCCAAUUCAACCAGAUCCACUAUCCAAACACUGGAUACCUGAGUUAAUUUUUAAUACGGAUAAAAGUCGUAAAGAAGUGGCUUUUCGAAGAUUCAUUCAUAGAGCACCACCUGAACAAAAAAAAGACUCUUAUGAAUUAAUAGUUUGCCAUGCAAAUGUUAUAAAAUAUUUUGUUAUGAAAUCAUUGCAGUUGACACCAGAGGCACGGUUACGUUUGAAACUAGAUCAUGCAAGUAUAACAUGGCUUUCUAUUGCUCCAAAUGGAAGAGUAACUUUACGAUGUUACAGUAAUUCAGGAUACAUGCCACCAGAUGCUAUUACUCAUUAAGUGCUGUUUUCAAAUUAUCAAUUUAUUAUCGAAAGAAUUAAAAGUACUGAAAUUCUAUACAUUUUUUAAUCAAUAUCUAUUUAAGUUAAACAUAAAAAAAAUUUUUGUCAUACCUCCAUUAAAAUUCAAUUUUUGAUGCUGCUUGUAGCAUCAAAUACCAACUUUUAAGUGAUUUACAU